AUGGUUUACAGAGCACUUUUGCCAACGCUGAAUCCUUCCCUCUUACUUGUCAGAUUUCAGGCAAUAGAUGGCUUUGGUUCUCUCAGAACCUGGUUUUCCCAUAGGCCCUGGGAAUGGGGUGGGUCUGACAGGUCACUGAGGAGAUCUGGCAAUGUGCAUGUCUGCCCUGAUGACUCCCCUUGCUUCUGUAGGUGGGAGGCCACCCCGUGGACCGCGUGCUCCUCCUCGUGUGGGGGGGGCAUCCAGAGCCGGGCAGUUUCCUGUGUGGAGGAGGACAUCCAGGGGCAUGUCACUUCAGUGGAAGAGUGGAAAUGCAUGUACACCCCUAAGAUGCCCAUCGUGCAGCCCUGCAACAUUUUUGACUGCCCUAAAUGGCUGGCACAGGAGUGGUCUCCGUGCACGGUGACGUGUGGCCAGGGCCUCAGGUACCGUGUGGUCCUCUGCAUCGACCAUCGAGGAAUGCACACAGGGGGCUGUAGCCCCAAAACAAAGCCCCACAUCAAAGAGGAAUGCAUCAUACCCACUCCCUGCUAUAAACCCAAAGAGAAACUUCCAGUAGAGGCCAAGCUGCCGUGGUACAAACAAGCUCAAGAACUAGAAGAAGGAGCUGCUGUGUCAGAAGAACCCUC
Messenger RNA from Galeopterus variegatus (Sunda flying lemur), 629 nucleotides. RefSeq names its product ADAMTS-like protein 1. Gene Ontology annotation, molecular function: metalloendopeptidase activity. Gene Ontology annotation, cellular component: extracellular matrix. The annotation marks the transcript as partial. The record is from RefSeq and is a predicted model, not a curated record. Gene Ontology annotation, biological process: extracellular matrix organization. Lineage: Eukaryota; Metazoa; Chordata; Mammalia; Dermoptera; Cynocephalidae. The transcript is spliced from 3 exons.